Molecule: messenger RNA, 2940 nt
Organism: Dioszegia hungarica
Lineage: Eukaryota; Fungi; Basidiomycota; Tremellomycetes; Tremellales; Bulleribasidiaceae
Product: DNA topoisomerase
Exons: 18
Coding region: 1-2940 (979 amino acids)
Biological process (GO): DNA topological change
Cellular component (GO): nucleus
Molecular function (GO): zinc ion binding; DNA binding; DNA topoisomerase type I (single strand cut, ATP-independent) activity
Source: RefSeq, a predicted model, not a curated record
AUGAAGGUGCUGUGCGUGGCGGAAAAGCCGAGUAUCGCGAAGAGUAUCACCGAGAUCUUGUCUGGAGGAAGAUGGGAUACACGCAACAGCGGUCACCAAUACAUCCGAAAUUAUGAUUUCGAUUACAACCUCCCUCCUCCCCUAGGUCCCGGCCGCGGAGCAGACUUUACAGUCACAGCUGUCCUCGGACAUCUGACAUCAUCUGAUUUCGACGAUGAUCAUCGAAAAUGGAGCUCCUGCGACCCGUUCGCCUUGUUCGAUGCCCAGAUCAUCACCAAAGUUGAAGGGAAUAUGAAACAAGUCGAGCGAAAUCUGCAGAACGAAGCCCGCAACGCCGAUCUACUCAUCAUAUGGACAGAUUGCGAUCGUGAGGGCGAACACAUCGGAUCUGAGGUAGCGACGGUCUGCGUCAGGGCGAAUAGGCGGCUGCGGGUCAAGCGCGCUCGCUUCAGUGCCAUCAUACCUGCCCAGAUCCACCAAGCAUGCCGACAGGCCAACGACCUCGAUCAGAGACAAGCGGAUGCCGUCGAGACUCGGAUAGCGCUCGACUUGCGGAUCGGAGCAGCUUUCACCCGAUUGAUGACCAUGUCGCUUCAGACCCGAAUACCAGAAGUGUCCGAGCAGAUCAUCUCUUACGGUCCCUGCCAAUUCCCCACCCUUGGCUUCGUCGUCGACCAAUACACUCGCGUCCAAGCCUUCAUCCCCGAAACAUUUUGGUACAUCUACGUCGCCAUCGAUCGAGUCGAUGAUGAUCCCGAAUCGCUCGAAGAAGCGGAAGCUAGGCUCGUCGAGUUCAAGUGGAGGCGAAACCACUUGUUUGAUAUGGAGGCGGCCGCGAUACUGUUUGAGCAAUGUGCGCUCGAACCGCUGGCGACUGUGACCAAGGUGGAGACCAAGCCGACGACGAAAUGGAAACCGCUCCCUCUUACAACGGUAGAGCUUCAACAGUCCGGCUCCAGAUUACUGCACAUGGCUCCGAAGCGAGUUCUAGAUCUCGCUGAAAAGCUGUAUCAGAAGGGUUUCCUCAGCUAUCCUCGUACCGAGACGGACCAAUAUGACAAAGCAUUUGACUUUGCCUCGCUCGUCCAGAAACAGACCGUCGAUAACGCAUGGGGACAAUUUGCGCAAAAGAGAGUUUCCCUUUGUGUCGAGCUUGGACGGCUGGUCGACGGGGAAUUCCAAACUCCUCGAAACGGCAGGAAGAAUGAUAAAGCCCAUCCUCCCAUUCACCCGACCGCCGCUGCGCUCAAUCUCGAUGGAGACGAAAGGCGGGUCUAUGAGCUAGUCACCAGGCGAUUCUUGGCUUCCUGUCAUCGAAACGCCGAGGGAAAGACGACGACGGUCGAGGCGGAGAUAGCUGGGGAGAUGUUCUCAGCUAGCGGUCUCGUCGUUAUCCGUCGGAACUACCUAGAGGUGUACCCGUAUGACAAGUGGAACGGAAAUGCGCUACCCGACUUUCAAGAUGGAGAGCAGUUCAUGCCGGACAAACUCGAGCUGAAGGAGGGGCAAACGAGCCGGCCAAAUCUCCUCACUGAAGCGGACCUGGUAGGUCUGAUGGACAAGAACGGGAUUGGAACGGAUGCUACCAUCGCCGAACACAUCGCCAAGAUCAUUGAGCGAGAAUACGUCAAAGAGAAGCAAGAACAGCGGAUCAAGUACCUCGUCCCUUCGCUACUGGGAAUCGGGCUCGUGGAGGGGUACAAUCAGAUCGGUUUCGAUCGCUCGCUUAGUAAACCUCAACUUCGUGCUGAGACGGAAGUCAAGAUGCAGAUGAUCUGUGAUGGCGUCCGGCAGAAGCGGGAGGUGUUGGAUCAGUCAGUGGAUGAGUACAAGGAAGUGUAUGUCAAGGCUCGGCGGGAGUUUGAGACUAUCGUCGACCGAGUAAAGCACUACCUUCACGGUCAAGGAGAGGAACAGGACGCACUCCGGGCCGCAGCUCGAGGUGGUCGGGGAGGAAGAGGUGCCGCGCGAGGUGGACGAGGUGCGGCCGGAGGAAGGGGCGGACGUGGAGGUGGCGCGGGCGGUGCGGGAGGAGCGAGGGGGCGGAGGAACGAUGACGACGAUGAUGAUGACGACGACGAAGGCGGAGGAGGGCCUGCAGGUGGUGGAGGGGCUAUAGCAAGGGGAAGAGGGAGAGGUGCUGCAAGAGGGGCAGCAGCGAGAGGCCGAGGGAGGGGAGGUGGCGAUGCGCCGGCGCCAAGGAGAAGAGCAGCUAGGGCUGAUUCAGACGAUCCUCCCGGCGGUGGACCAGGCGCGACUCCAACAUGUCAAUGCGGAAACGAUGCGGUUCUUCGGACAGCGACCAAAUCAGCCGCGAACCAAGGCCGUCAGUUCUGGACCUGCACAAAGCCGCAAGGCGAUCAGUGUGGCUACUUCGAAUGGGCAGAUCAAGCUGGAGCUGCCUCUGCUGGUCCGAGCCGUCGGACGAAUGGCGCGUCUCGUGCGGCUUCUCCGCCGCCCGCCAAGCGACAACGGACCGCUGCAGCCGAGGUAAGUUUCGGAAAUGACGGUCAUCUGCGGUGUGACUGUGAUCUUGAAGCUGCAUCCCAAUUCGUCGGCAAAGAGGGAGCAAACAAGGGUCGGCGUUUCUGGUCUUGUCCCAGCAGCAAGCUAGCCCGCUGCAAAUUCUUUGCGUGGGACGAUGACAAUAACUCUAGGAAUGGGUUUAGCGGGGGUGGUGGAAGCGGCGGCGGCGGAGGGGGCGGAGGGGGAAGUGGCGGUGAGUCCUAUGCCCUCCGGAUGCUUGACAUUACUGACACUGCCUCAGAAUGCUUCAAAUGUGGCGAAACGGGCCAUUGGGCCAAUGCGUGUCCAAAUGAAGCUGGAGCUUCUCGCUCGGCACCGGCUGGUAGAAGCGGAGGUCGGGCAGGUGGGGGAGGCGGUGGAGGUGCUGGGUCGAACGAUGGUAAGCUACUAAUCCUGGUGAGAGGAUGUAGCUGA